AUUGUUUACAAUGGCUGUGUGAGGCAGAAUCUCAUUCUUGUUUACAGAUACAAGAUGCUACAAAGAUUUCGUUUAUUUCGAUCCUUUGACAUGAUAUGGUUUGUUUAAAGGAAAAGUAUGGAGACAACGAAGGGGAAUGCUUUGUGUUUAGAUGAACAUCUUCUGACUGAAAAGAAUGAAUCGGAUAGAAAAAAUAGCAAUAUUGGUGAAAUGACGGAAGACAAGAAGAAUGAGGAUGAUGCCGAUCAUGACAAUAAAACUCAGGAGGUUUGUCCCUCAGAAAUAACUUUGACAGAAGAAUGUAACGAUUCUCGUGAUGACAGCAUUAGUGGUGCAUCUGAAUCUGAAGGAGCUACUGGAUCUGAUGAUGCCAAUACCAAACAUAAUAUUGUUGAUGAAGAUCAGUUAACAUUUUUUUCUAAUAAUGGACCAGUGUUUCCUGCUCGUCAAAACAGAGAUCUGCAGUUGGCAAUGUCACAUUCUGGCAUAGAUAUGAGUAUUUUAACAAAUGCAGAGGAUGCACAUGAUGUCCAGGCAAACAAUACUAUGAAAAAGGCUAUUUUGUCAUACAUAGACAAAGUUGAAAAUCAAACUUCUACUGUUAGGUCACUCAAAAGAUCAUCCUCUGGGCUAUCACCAGGCAAAGAAUCAAAUUUAAAAUUUCUUCCAAGUAGCAGCAAUACUAUAAAUCAUACAAAUAACAAUGAAAUUCUUAAUAAAGUAAUAGCAUCAAGUGUAGAUACAGAAGCAGAGUCAUUGCCACCCUUGAGUGCAUCAUUUUUCAACUGUCAAUUUCAGACACCAAGUUGGAUUGAUGAUCCACUGAUAGGUGUUCCUCCAAGUGCCAUGGAAAACAAAAAUACACAUAGGAAAACUGGGGCUGAUAUGAGGAUUUUGACAGCAUAUAUGCGGUCCUUGAAUGAAAUGAGACUACCAGAAGCUAUACCACCAAAUGAACUUGAUAAAUAUUUGUCAUCAUUUUUCUUAGUGGUAAGAAAAGCUGAUGGUAGUGAAUAUGAACCAUGUAGUUUACGUGCCAUGCUUGCAAGUAUCGAACGAUAUUUAAGAUUUAAGAAUUACCCACUAUCACUAACAAGGGACUCUGCAUUUUCAAACAUGAGAAAUGUACUGAAACUUAAACAACAGACCUUACGUUCUAUCGGGAAAGGACAAAAGACACCUAGUGAAGUAUCACCAUCUUCACUAGCCAGAGAAGGAAAAAUAGCCCAUCUUUUUAAAUCUCAGGAAAUGGGACCAUACACACCGAGUUCUGUGGUAUUCACUUUAUGCUUUUACUUUUGUAUGUACUUAAGGCUCCGCAAAUCAACCGAAAACAAGAAACUACUUUGGGGAGAUAUUGUUUUAUGUAAAGAUGAUAAUGGUAGAGAAUUUCUUACAUUUUCUAGUCAGAUGCUUAGACGAACUCAAAGUUCCUCCAAGUUAAAUUUAAAACCGCGCAUCUUUCGUGUUUGGGCUGACCCUAGCUGCCCAGAGAAAGAUCCUGUUACAAUUUAUAAAUUCUAUGCCCAGAAACGACCAACAUCUAUGAAUACAAACUUUGCCCCGUUCUAUUUGGGAAUCAAUGUCUUAUAUCCAACACAAGGGCAGUUGUGGUACAGGCCUGCAGCAAUGGGUAUCAAUAAACUUAAUGAAAUGGUUCGACAAAUAAGAGAUAUAACUGGAGUUCGCAGCACUUCAGAUUUUCAUGGUGAUCUUUUUAAAGCAGAAAAGCAAACUUCAGAUAUAGACAUGAGCAGCAGAGAUGACCAAAGCCCUUCCAAUGAUUUAACUGACAGGCAGGAUUCUGAGUGUGAUGUGAAAAUGGAGGCUGUUGAAGAUGGAGAGGAAGAUGACGGAAAUUCUAACCUUGCUAUUGACUUUAGCCAAGAACAGCAUGAUCCUCCAAUAGACUGCUCUCACCAAAACGGAAUAGCAACUUCAUCUGCACAACAUAUUGGCAUGGCAGCUUUUAGGGGGGGAGUUCACACCACCACAUACUCAGAUGAGGAGAACAGUAAUGAUAGCUCUUCGCAUCAUUCAUUUUCAACCAAUUUGAAUGGGGAUUCAGGACAUGAUUUGAGAAACGGUCAAAUUCAUGACAGAGAAAUAGACCUAACUAAAGGCAGCAGUCCUGACUUUCCCCUCAAUUGCUCUACUAAAGGAAGGAUGGCUUUUAAUAGUACCGGUACAGAAGGUUUCAAUAAAAUUUUCCAUCCUGGUAAGUCAAAUCUCUACCCUUGCCAGUAUUGGUGUAGAAAAACUUUAACUUAUUUUAAAGCCUAGCAAAGUUUGUUUAUAGUUUAAGCAAAGAAUCGUCCAUGACAAAAAUUUAAACAAAAAAAAUUAAGUACUUUAUUAAAUUAUGUUUGCUCCUAAUCAGUGGAUUACACAUUAAUGGCAGACGCAUUGGCCUUAAAUUGAUUAUUAUAUAUUUCAUGUAUUUUGCUUCAAAAUGACUAUUGUAAAUAAAAAUUGUAGGUAAUUAUUGUAUUAUAUCAAAAUUAGUCAAUAUUAAAAGAGGUACAAAUCUAUUACAAAAACCAAUAGAAGAGCUCAUCUAAUUCUUAAAAAUUGUUCACCUUAUAGCUAGACCCUGAAACUAGCCUCUGAUUGCCUUAAAAAAUUAUGAAUCCACCAGUGACAUCGCUGGAAGUAUUCCAUUGAGCAUAACGUUUAAAUGUCAAUGCAGUAGUUUACAUGCGAAGCAGCUCCCAGGGAGAGGCCCAUGUACAAUUGUUUAUGAAUAGACAUAAUGUUAUAGCAUAUUUGAAAUUAUUUACUACAGGGUAAAAGAGAAUUUGAAGAAAGAAAAAAAAAUAGUUUUAUCCUCCAAAAAUAGGUGCCACCUUAUUAAAAAAAUAGAACUAGAGGAAGCUGCUCCCACCUACCAGCUAUGCUGCUGGUACAUGUAUUGGUAAAUUUACGUAAUCUGGGCCACUCUUUACCUCGGUUGCCAUCUUGGGUGCCAUGACAGCAUGUGUCAUGGCAUCCAAAAUGGCGGCAGCGUAAAAAAAAAAAAAAGUACUGCAAAAAAACGACAGCUAAAAUGGGGAGGGAAAAGAGAGAGAAUGUGAUGUUUUAGCUACUUACCCAGAGAAAAGAAAAUAGGUUUAAAAUAUAUUAAAAAAAUAGAACAAGAGGAAGCUGCUCCCCCCUACCCGCUAUGCUGCUGGUACAUGUAUUGGUAAAUUUACGUAAUCUGGGCCACUCUUUACCUCGGUUGCCAUCUUGGGGGCCAUGACAGCAUGUGUCAUGGCAUCCAAAAUGGCGGCAGCGUAAAAAAAAAAAAAAGUACUGCAAACACACGACAGCUAAAAUGGGGAGGGAAAAGAGAGAGAAUGUGAUGUUUUAGCUACUUACCCAGAGAAAAGAAAAUAGGUUUAAAAUUAUAUGUAAUAAUUUCAGCCGGUUCAUUAAUUUUGUGGCGAAUGUAGCAACUUGAUUGUAUCCCUUAGAUAUGUGGCAAGAAGUGUCAACGACAUGCAUCCGCCCCCUUUCCUGGCCAAAUUUAGCCGUAUACAUUUUGUGGCGAACGUAGCAACUUUAUUGUAUCCCUCUAGAUAUGUGCCAUGAGAUCGCUCCCUUCCCUCAACUAAUAUACAUGUGCUACAGUUACUUAGUGUUGAAAGAAAAGUGUAAAAAUGAAGAAAAACAAUACAUAAUUUUUUUUUAAUAAUGAAAAUUGAAAACCCAACUUACAGAUUGAUAGAAUUCACUUUUACACAUUUUAUUGCAGGUUCCAACAAAAAUAAAAUCCUUAAGUUGUCAGAAAAAUCAAUACAAUACCCAUUUUCCAAAAUGCUAGAAUAAUAAAAUAUUAUAAUUUACCAUCCAAGGAAAUUAUAAUUUUAAAAAUCCCAUCAGCAUAUUAAUAUUUAAAAUAAGAAAAGUUAACUCUUAGUGACAAUCCGAGAUUAAACAAAAGGGAGAAAAUAGUAUUCACAUAACUCAAAGUGGCGCAGAAAGUGUAAAUUGACCCAUGUAUCUCAUCUCUUAUAGCCUAGUGUAUGUGUUUCAGUGACAAUCGGGCAAUAUCUUUUUUUUUUAUUAUAGUAAAUGCUAUUUUUUGUGUCAUUUCUGAAAAUAGAUGCACUUUAAACUCUUUUCACUGAAUAUUUACAAGAAUAUUAGAAAUUUAUUAAGGCAUUUUCAUUACAGAUCGCAAAGAUGUAAAUCAUUGUAUCCGAAAAAGGUGCCAGCUUCAGUGACUCCAUGUUUUCAAUUUUUAUUGACAACUUAAUUUUGAAUGGGUUUUUUUUUUUUUUUUUCAAUUAGGGAACAAAAAUAUUUUGUUAUUGCUUGUUAAAGUAAAUAAAAAAUGUUAUGGUAGUGAAUGACAGUUUUCAGUCAUAAAUGAAAAAACUAUUUAAAUACUUAUCAGAAAAAAUGUCAAAUUUUAUAAGUCAUUUUAGAUUUAAGUGACACACAAUAGUUUAAAAAAAAUUAAAAUUAAAAGCUAUAAAGUAGUUCUUAAUAAAAAAAUUGUUUGCGUAUAACACAUAUUCACUUGCUAAAUGCAUGUUUUAAAUUCAGGUGUUGGAGUUUCUGAAACCCUGAGUGUAAAUGAAGCCAAACAGCAACUUAUUGAUAUGGUGAAAAAAAUGGAGUUUGCAGACAUAUUGGAAUUUGACCAGUGGCUGAAAAGGGUUAAAUUCAGCACCGAUCCACAUACAGGUUGGAUUUUUUUUAAACCUUACUUAUGCGAAUUAUGAAAUGUUUAGCAAUUAUUUUCUUUACAAUUAUUUUGUAACUGUUAUGUAAUAAUAAAAUCUAAAAUGAAAAUAAUUGUUUACAUUUUGGAUUUUUUUUUUUUUGCUGCACUAAUGUUUAUUUUUUUUCUCCAUAAAUUUAUAAAUUAGAAAUUCUAUCUUCCUGUUAUAACACAAUAGACAUGUGUAGUUGAAAUAAAAUAUGUUUUAAAUAGAGGCAAACAAUUUAAAAAAUGUAUUUUAUUCAAAUAUUUUCCUUGCGCACAUAAUUACAGGGUACAAAUUCCUGAUACAUAUAUUAUAUUUUUUAUUAAUUAAUUUUUUUUAAACUUUAAUUUCAGGUGAUGUUGUAUACAAGGAAGGAGAGCUUAUGAAUGUUAAAGCUAUUAGUAGCACAGGUUCUAAUGGUACAAACAUUACCUUGAACAUAUCACUGACACCCCAAGCAAUGCAAGGAGAUGGACCUAUAACUGUCACAGCCCUAACUUCCAUUCCCUCUGAUCAGCAACGAAAUUCUUCCAGCAGCAAACUCAACUCUCAGCAAAAUCGGCAUCUAUCAACAUCAAUAAAAAAUUCAUCCACAUUUCCAAUAGUUGGUUUGCCCCAUGGCUUUGUCACCCCAUCAACUGGUCAGUUGUCUCCAGACAAACCUCUGGACUUAGUUACAAGUCCGGUAAGUAGAAACACUAAAUCAUCUUUAUCGUUUCAAGCUAAAUCAAACCAGUCCCAAGGAAGCAAUGGCGUUUUUCCUUCCAUGACCUCCACCAGUGGAACGUCACACCUAAACCCUUCCCUGGCCAAGAGAUUAAGACUCUCUGCAGAACAAGCUGAGGCAUAUACAAGUGCUUCCAUCAUGGCCAGCCUGAGCUCUGCUAAUUUGAUGAGUGAAAGGCUGCGUCUCCAACUCAUGCAGGCUGGUCUGCGAAUGGGGGACUAUGGUUUAGAUGCUCACACUGCAGGUCUUAUGGACAUGACUAGCACUGAAGCUCUGCGGUCCCAGCUGUUGCAUCACUAUGGAAUAAAAUCUGAACCAAAGUAAAAGACUGAUCUAAUCUUUGGACAUAUGUAAACCAAUAUAUAUAUUUACACACAUAUACAUAUCUCAUAUCUGCUACCUCUAUGUUUAAUCGCAAUGCCUUUAAUUUAUUCAUGAUCUGCACAAGAUGCUUAAAGUUAUUUCUUGUUUUCCCUUGAGAUUGUUAUCAAUAAAUAGUUACUAGAUAUAAUAUGCAUGGUCAAAGGGCAUUUUUUUUAAAAUUUUUUUUGGUAUGCAUCUUUGUGUAAAAUAAAUUUUUUUAAAUGUAUUGCUUACAAUAUUCUAAUUUGCGCUGUUUUUCGAUGUUUGAUAGCGAUUUACCUGCCUUUACAAUUUGUUGAUACAAAUGGUCACAUUUCAUGGAAACAUUUAUCAUCUCACCUGAAAACAACCUCAUAUUGAUCUCUUAAUUUGUGAUACUUAUUGGAUAAUUUUCUCUUUUUUUUUUUUUCUUUCUAAAAUAAUUAUUGUUGAGUGUUUGUCGUGAUGGUAUCAUUAUUACAUAUUAUAUCCUGCUGUCACAAUAAACAAAAUAAGUUAAUUAAAAAAAUAUAAAGGGAUGUCAUCAAUUAUAUGAUUAAAUUAUAUCACUUGCUUUUUCACUUCACACAUGAUGAAAUAAAUUUUAAAAAAUUAAACUAUUAUUGUUAGCACAUACUAAGUCAAUAUUUCAUGACACAUUAUGUUAAUUGUAGUAAAUAAUAUGUGUGUCCUGCUAACCUAAAGAAACGACCUCGACUCUAAAUUUCUUUCAACAUAACAAUUUCACUUUUUGAAAAAAAAUGAAGAAAAAAGAAAAAGUUUAAUAAUUACUAAAAGUAAAAUAUUUUUGUUGUUAUUGCCACCUUUUAUAUAUUUAUUUUUUAACGUCUGAAAUAGUUUCACCUCCAAGUAGGCAUAUUUGUCUUGAUCAAGUUGCAACUGUGCUGCAGAUUUUCCCCAGCUUAUGGCCUGCCAAGAUAUAAUUAUAUUUAAAGUACAAGUUAUGGGAUACAUUGGUAUUCCAUAAAUUAUAUCUAUAGUGCCAUCGAUGAUAUUGUAAAUCAGCUAUAACAAAAAAGGAAAUUCAUAUUUUCACGUUUAGGGAUUGUGUGAAUAGUAGCUGCGUA
Molecule: messenger RNA, 6854 nt
Organism: Lymnaea stagnalis (great pond snail)
Lineage: Eukaryota; Metazoa; Mollusca; Gastropoda; Lymnaeidae
Source: the annotation of a GenBank genome assembly